AGCCAAUCAGAAUACUUCGCGCCAUCGUUGCCAGUAGGGGCUCACUGUAAGGGAGGAACGUAGUAGUGCCGUUUUUUUUAAACGUAUUAUUAUUAUUUUAAAUAAUAAUUUGUUCACCUGAUUUCUACGUGUAAACAAGGUGUACUAUAUAGAAUGCCAAGCAGGAAGUUUGAGAAUGGAGAAUUGGUGAUGGGGCGCUGGCCUGGCAGCAGUCUCUAUUACGAGGUGAAGGUGAUGGAUUAUGACACAUCCACUCAGCUCUACACAGUAAAGUACAAGGACGGCACUGAACUGGAACUGAGGGAGGCUGAUCUGCAGAAAAUGAAUUUGUUUAAAAAUAGAAGGGAGAGCUCUCGUUCGAACUCCUCGUCUCGAAGACGCAGUCGCUCACGCUCCCCAGGCAGGACAUCGCGCCGCUCUUCCAGCCGGACCACACGGCGCUCCUCCUCCCGUGGCAGAGAGGCCAAAAAAGAGGUCAAGGUGCAAGAGGUCCUGGAAGUCACCAUGUCUCCACUGCCGAAGUCUGUCAUAAAUAAUAUCAAUAAUCCGCACAUGAAGAAAGAGGUGAAUGAUACAGCCCACAAAAACAUUGAGCAUAAAAUUGAGUCAGAAUUGGACAGCAGCCGCUUAGACGUGCGCUACAACCUACGUCCACGAAAAGAGGAGACUGCUGGUAAAGUGAUGGAGAGUGAAGAGCCUGAGAGAAAAAUGGAAAACAUUGUUGAGAAGACUCAUAAAUACAAAGUGCCUAAAACAACCGAACUUGAAUUCGGGGGGAAAAUAGGUGCCUUCUUUAUGCUGCUUCUUCUCCCAGCCACUGUGUUUACUCUCCUGUUGAUCUGUGGUAGAAAGGAUGCCAGUGUGUUAAAUUUCCCUCCUGCUUUGCCUGCACUCAACACGUUGUGGGACAACCAAGUUUUUGGAAUUGUUGUUCUGUGGUUUCUCGUUCAAGCAUUGAUCUAUGUACUGCCGAUUGGGAAGGUUGUGGAUGGAUUGCCUCUUAAAAAUGGGAACAGGCUGAGAUACAGGAUUAAUGGAUUUUAUGCAGUUUGUGUAAGUGCAGUUCUGGUGGGGGCAGCUGUAAACCAUGGAAUAGACUUGAGCUACAUCCAUGGGCACUUCAUGCAGUUUGCUGUUUCAGCAAUGGCCUUUUCUCUGGUACUUGGUAUAUAUCUUUACAUACGAUCCCGUUGGGCUUCUGAGGAUGAACUAGCACCAGGUGGAAACUCGGGUAACUUAAUUUACGAUUUCUUCAUCGGACAUGAGCUGAACCCUCGUAUUAAAAACUUUGAUCUGAAGUACUUCUGUGAGCUCCGUCCAGGUUUAAUUGGUUGGGUUGUAAUUAACUUUGCAAUGAUGCUGGCUGAAAUGAAGCUGCAAAAACUUGAAUAUCCAUCGUUGGCUAUGAUUUUGGUUAACAGUUUCCAGCUUCUCUAUGUUUUGGAUGCUCUUUGGAAUGAGGAAGCUAUCUUGACCACUAUGGACAUUGUUCAUGAUGGAUUUGGAUUUAUGCUGGCUUUUGGAGAUUUAGUCUGGGUUCCCUUCACCUACAGUUUGCAGGCUUUCUACCUGGUUAAUCAUCCUAAUGAAGUUUCCUGGCCUUUCGCUGCAGCUAUUAUCACUCUUAACUUCAUUGGCUACAUUGUGUUCCGUAAAGCCAACUCUCAAAAAAAUGCUUUUAGAAGAAAUCCCUAUGACCCUAAAGUUGCACGUAAGUAACACAUCUAUAUAGUCUGUCAUUUACUUUGUUG
Polyodon spathula (Mississippi paddlefish) is the source of this 1751-nucleotide messenger RNA. RefSeq names its product lamin B receptor (gene lbr). Lineage: Eukaryota; Metazoa; Chordata; Actinopteri; Acipenseriformes; Polyodontidae. The record is from RefSeq and is a predicted model, not a curated record. Gene Ontology annotation, biological process: sterol biosynthetic process. Bases 154 to 1719 code for a protein of 521 amino acids. Gene Ontology annotation, cellular component: nuclear inner membrane; endoplasmic reticulum membrane. Gene Ontology annotation, molecular function: oxidoreductase activity, acting on the CH-CH group of donors, NAD or NADP as acceptor. The transcript has 12 exons.